Phyllostomus hastatus (greater spear-nosed bat) is the source of this 1023-nucleotide messenger RNA. It is a transcript of the gene TGFBR3L, whose product is annotated as transforming growth factor beta receptor 3 like. The record is from RefSeq and is a predicted model, not a curated record. The transcript is spliced from 7 exons. The coding region runs from base 8 to 871 and encodes 287 amino acids. Lineage: Eukaryota; Metazoa; Chordata; Mammalia; Chiroptera; Phyllostomidae.
GUCCAGCAUGCUGUGCCCCACGCUCCUGCUGCUGGUCCUGCUCCACAGGGUCUCUGCUUCGCCCAGUAGGCACGCUCCUGUAUCCCCGUUCCGAGCUGUGCCGGGGCCGUGGCUGCGCCGACCCCUUUUCAGACUAGAGCUGUCAGAUGUGGAGGAUACCUUCCAGCGCCGCGCGGGGCCACUCGAGGUCCCGGCGGACAGCCGCGUGUUUGUGCAGGCAGCCCUGGCCCAUCCCUCCCGGGGCUGGGGCCUGGCCCUGCACAGCUGCUGGGUGACACCGUCCUCGCGUCCGGCCCCGGGGCCCGCCCUGGCGCUGCUACGUGGCGGCUGCCCUGCCGAUUCUUCUGUCACCUUCCCGCCACCGCAACCCUGGGCCGCCCACUUCAGCUUCCGUCUGCGUCUGGUCUUCAAUGCCUCUGUACAGUUCUUACAUUGCCAGCUGAGCCGACAUCGCUGCCUCUGGGGAGCACACCAAACUACUGCGCCUCUGACGCUGUCACCCCCGUCGCCGUGUCUGCCUCAGAAUGAGGCAUGUGCGGGCAAUGGCAGUGGCAGUGGCAGCGGCGAGAGUCUGGACGCUGAUGGCCCCCACAUGCACACGCUUACGCAGCCCAUCGUGGUCACGGUCCCACAGCCACCCCUCAGGCCACCCAAGGACAUCCCCAGCAGAGCCGUACGUCCAGAACCUCCAGCGUCUGCCCCAGUGGCCCUGGAGCCCGCACCAGUGGUGGCACUAGUAGUGGCCGCCUUCUUGCUGGGCGCUGCGGUGGCUGCCGGGUUCGGCCUCGUGUGCGCACACUCAGCGACCCCACCUCCUGGCCCACCCCGGAGAACCUCGCCUAGCGACCCCCAGCCCACAAGACCCCAGUGAGGCAGAACACCUGGAUGGCGUACCCCCAGAUCAAGCACUGCAUCAGGCAGACUUUCCUCUGAUCAGACCUCUGACCCUACAGAACCACAGACCAAGAUCCCUGCGCCCAGCCCUCCUCACUUCUCCCACCAAGGCUCAAAAUAAACAUCUGG